Molecule: messenger RNA, 603 nt
Organism: Parascedosporium putredinis
Lineage: Eukaryota; Fungi; Ascomycota; Sordariomycetes; Microascales; Microascaceae
Source: the annotation of a GenBank genome assembly
AUGAUCACUAAACACGCCCGCGCUCUCGGCGCCGCCCUGCUCGCCGCCCUCGCCCACGUGGUAGUUGCCGAGCAGACAACCCUGAACGUAUGGGUCCCCUUGGUCCCCGAAGACAAUGCAGGGCCGUAUUACUCUGCUGUGGUGGCGACGAACCAGCAGACUGUCAUCGCCCUCGGCUGCAAGACAGAGGACUUCAACUCAAGGGAGUGUCCCCCCUUCCGCUUCUCCAUGGAUAAUGAAGCGCAGUCAACGCUCGACUUGCCCCAACUUGUGGAGUGCACCAUGACCGGCUGCCCAAGCGCCACAGUUGCGACAUGCACAUCGGUAUACGCGGACACUGCGUCGGGAACUGGUCUCGUGACAUCCACCUCGACGCUGGGGAGCGAAGAUAUCAACUAUCACUCCGUCACCCUCGGUACGCCCAUCCCCGAUGAGACGACGACGAUAUUGUGCGGAACCAGGACUCCAGGUGAAACAGAGACUUCCUCUGCGGAUGAGCCAAGCAAUACCGGAACCGACGGCGAUGAUUCCGACAAUGCUGCCUCUAGGGCUGGCGGCUCUUGGGUGGCGCUGGCUGGUGCGGUGGUUGGCCUGUUGAUUUGA